Molecule: messenger RNA, 968 nt
Organism: Porites evermanni
Lineage: Eukaryota; Metazoa; Cnidaria; Anthozoa; Scleractinia; Poritidae
Source: the annotation of a GenBank genome assembly
UGUACGAAUAAUUACAGAACCAAGCAUGGGCUUUCGUAUUACCGAAUUCCAAAGGACAAAAAAUUGCGAAGACAGUACAAGAUUCUAAUUCGUAAUGCAACAUUAAAACUCGACGCCGAUAAUACACGUAUUUGUGGAGAUCACUUCGAGGGUGGACAUAAGCGCAGCAGGCUUCAUUUACCGUCGAUUUUUCCAUGGUCUAAACAUGCGUCAACUAGGCGUGUUUUAAAGCGUGUUUCUCCGGAAACAUUGUCAAGAAAUCAAUGAUAUGUAAAAAAAAUCGAAGACUUGCAUCUCUUAACAAAGACCAUUCCGAAGACACUUUACCGGAAAGUGAUCUCUGUCAAACGGAGGAUGUGCUGCUCACCAGUGAUCAAGGUAUGCAAACGGAUUUUUAUGAACAAGUACAAAACAAAGAUGAAUCUUUGCAAACUGAACGUUAUGAAACGGUAAAAGUAAAUUUUGGCACCCAAACGGAAUUGCUUAGAUUUGACAUUAAUCAGUUCAAAGAUAAGGACUCAGACAUUGCUUUUUACACUGGAUUUCCCAAUUAUAAAACACUAAUGCUUUGCUUUGAUAUGGUGAAGGAUGCAGCGAAAAACAUAAGCUAUGGAAACUAUGAUCGAAAAUGUUUUGAUUGCCCCCCAGUUUGGCAACCAUGUCGACCAAGAAUUCUUACAACCUUUCAGGAGUUUGUUCUUGUGUUGAUGCGACUAAGGCUUGGCCUGUUUGAAAGAGAUUUGGCUCACAGAUUUGAAAUUUCCGAGUCAACAGUUUCUGUAAUGUUUAGAACAUGGAUUCGAUUUUUACGCCUUGAACUUCAGGAACUUAUUAUCACUCCACCACGAGAUGUUCUUCAGGAACAUAUGCCUAAACUUUUCAAGGAAUUUUAUCCCAAGACAGCUUUGAUUAUUGACUGCACUGAAAUACAAAUGGAGCGUCCAAGCUCGUCCAUCUGCGUUGGAUAA